UUAAUAGGUGUUGAGAAUAAAAUGUAUCCAAGAGAUCCUAACAGAGAUGUCAACUCUAGAGGGCGUAUCAGAAUAAAAAUGUUAAAUGAGGAUGGUGCUUCCAUGUACGAACAAUUUCCAAACAAAAAGUCAGUUUUACUAUACUGUUGUGACACUAUUCCAAAGCUCAAAACACGGACACAAAAGUCAAGUGGUGGUGAUAGUGCUGGUGGUCAAGGCCAAGGAAAGAAAAAGAAGAAAGGAAAAAGAUAAAAAAAAAAAAACUAUGAAGCAUUGGAGGACUAUUUUGUCAAUACACUAACUUUCAAUUGUUGUGACAAAGUCUAAAGCAACCGAGUAAUUCAUCACUGUAACCCAGUCAAUUGAAGUAUAGACCCUUUUUUAUAUGACGUUACCACACAAUGUUGUACAUGUUUGAAAUAUAGGAAACUGUUGAAAAGGCAUCAAUAUCCAGACAACUGUGUUCAAAUAUCAAAUGUGAUCUUUAGAAGUGAGUACAUAAUGUUGCAAGUGUCUCACAGAUUGCCGUUGAUUAUUAGUAGUAUCAAAGUUGAUGUGGUGUCAAAAGUCAGGACGUCUAUUGACAAUAUUUUUACCUACCAACAUUUCAAGUUUUCCCUGGUGCCUAUAAAUUAUGGCUAACUGUGAAUUGCUUAUAUAAUGCAUCGAUGUUAUACAUAAUAUUAUUGAUUUUAUUGGUAUUAUCAACUACUAUCCCAGUUACUAGUAGUUCAUGAUGUCAGUGACUCUCAAAGAUCAAAACAGUACCUGCCUGCCUGUCUAUGUCUGUCUAUCUGGCAUCCCUUCAUAUUGAUGUUUUUAUGGAUUUUUGUUUACAAUAAAACUUUUAUUGUUUAUUUUGUCACAUUUUAUGUUACUUAUACUAAUUAAAUGUCAGUGAUUAAUGAUUCAUAUUUUGGUAAGUAAGUAAUGUGAACAAUAUGUCCACAAAUAAACACCUCAAACUAGCUAUAUGUAUAUUUAACAUGUCAACUUUCUGGAAUAAUUUUUUGAUGAGAGGGUGGGACCAUCCCCUGGAGUACGCUAUUAAAAUCCUAGAACAUGACUCGAUGUACACA
Molecule: messenger RNA, 1079 nt
Organism: Saccoglossus kowalevskii
Lineage: Eukaryota; Metazoa; Hemichordata; Enteropneusta; Harrimaniidae
Product: signal recognition particle 19 kDa protein-like
Biological process (GO): SRP-dependent cotranslational protein targeting to membrane; SRP-dependent cotranslational protein targeting to membrane, signal sequence recognition
Cellular component (GO): signal recognition particle, endoplasmic reticulum targeting
Molecular function (GO): 7S RNA binding
Source: RefSeq, a predicted model, not a curated record